This is a messenger RNA of Coregonus clupeaformis (lake whitefish), 4122 nucleotides long. RefSeq names its product transmembrane and coiled-coil domain protein 3-like. The record is from RefSeq and is a predicted model, not a curated record. NCBI's taxonomy places the organism in Eukaryota, Metazoa, Chordata, Actinopteri, Salmoniformes, Salmonidae. Bases 252 to 1808 code for a protein of 518 amino acids. The transcript has 7 exons. Gene Ontology annotation, cellular component: endomembrane system.
GGCUAGGACUACGUGGAGGGUGGAACGAUAGAGUUAACUCCUCAUCCUCGUGCUCCGCAGACCUUAAAGAGUCGGAGUGCACAUCCUUUUCUUGUAUUUUAGUUGUUGGAAAGGAGAAACCAGAGUGGUCAGAUCAGUGUGUGAAGGGUUGGUCGACAUGGUGGGAGACUACAGAUGAUGAAACAUUUGGAGAACGGAACACUACACCGACCACAGUUCCUAAAACGGACCGCAAGGCGAACACGGUGAUUAUGCCCAGCGCCGACUCAGCAGUGAGAAGUUUAUCAGAAGUCGAAAAAUACCUCAACAGCCGGAACGACAUGGCGGAACGGAGCAGUGGCGAAGGGAACUCCCAGAACAUUCCGGAGUCGAUGCAUCGCGGCAGCUCGGAAAACAACCUGGAUCUGGACCUGAGCGACAUCCCAGACUCCCAACGCUACCUCGACUCCUCCCACCGCAGCCUAGACUCCUCCUACCGCUCCCUUCCCCCCGGACUCAACAGCCUGCAGCAGAAGAUCCUCAGGGUGACAGAGCAGCUGAAGAUUGAGCAGGAGUUGCGAGACGACAAUGUGGCAGAGUACCUGAAACUGGUGAACAGUGCUGACAAGCAGCAGGUGGGGCGCAUCAAGCAUGUGUUUGAGAAGAAGAACCAGAAGUCAGCCCACAGCAUUGCCCACAUGCAGAAAAAGCUGGAACAGUAUCAUAAAAAGAUGAAGGACAGCAGUGAAAAGGACACCAGCUCCAAACACCACAGCAUCUCUAAAGAGAGCUCCAGGGACAUGCUGAGCCACACCGUGAGCAAUGUGAGCAGUGGUAGUGGACGACACCCCCUGGACAAGAUCAAGACAGUAGGGCCUGGCGUCUCGCUCUCGCCACCCUUCUUUUUCAGCAAGCCCCGGGACUUUGCUAACCUCAUCAGGAACAAGUUUGGCAGUGCCGACAACAUCGCUCACCUGAAGACCUCCCUCGACACGCCCUCUCCCUUCCACUCUGAAGGAACUGGGCGGGCCUUGAGUGGGAGCGCCACCAUAGUGGGCGGGAAGACCCCCACCCCCGCCGCCACACCCACGCCCAAGUACACCAGCGAUGACGAGUGUUCCUCGGGCACAUCCCUGUCGGCGGACAGCAACGGGAACGCAAUGGCUCUGGGCGUUGGGUUGGGUCUAGAAGUGGGUGUCGGGGCUGUGGUGACCCCAGGGCAGAUCCUGGAGGCUGGGGACAGCCAGGGGAGGCUGGGCCUGACCACGGAGGAGGUGAGGGAGAUCAGGGAGGCCCAGGGGCAACUGGAGGAGGACAUGGAGGGAUUCAGAACCCAGUUCAAGAAAGACUAUGGCUUCAUCACCCAGACGCUACAGGAGGAGAGAUACAGGUGUGAGCGGUUGGAGGACCAGCUGAAUGAUCUGACUGAGCUCCACCAGGCCGAGACAGCCGACCUGAAACAGGAGCUGGCCAGCAUUGAGGAGAGAGUGGCCUACCAAGCCUACGAGAGGGCUAGAGACAUACAGGAGGCGCUAGAGUCAUGCCAGACGCGCGUCUCUAAACUAGAGCUCCAGCAGCAGCAGCAACAAACCGUCCAGCUCGAGUCCCGUGAUGCCAGGGUGCUUUUGGGUAAAAGCAUCAACAUCAUGCUCGCCAUUGUCACCGUGAUCCUUGUAUGUGUCUCCACGGCCGCCAAGUUCGCCGCUCCCCUCCUGCGGAGCAGACGCCACGUUAUGGGAACCUUCCUGGGCAUGUGUCUGCUGGCGCUGUUCUGGAGGAACUGGGAGAGUCUACAGUGUGCUGUGGAGAGGGUCCUGGUGCCAGCCUGAGGGGGACAAUAGUCUAAUGCUGUCCAUGCCAUUCACUGCAACAAAUGAUCUACUUACUGAUCUCAGAACUCCAACAAAACAGCCUAUUUAUAAGUGGUAAAAUGCAGAAGGUGCAUAGUGCAAAAGAAGUCCGAUGGGGGAAAAUGGAGCUAGCAAAGCAUGGUCACUGACUGGUUAAUCUCAUCACCCAGAAUAACACUGAAUAUCACGGCAAUGUGGGGUGAAUGAACACACAACGACAGACAUUAUAACAACAGCAACUACAACCACACUGCUAGAGAAUGUUCCAGUCCUUGAUCAGUGCUGUUUCUUGCAAUGUUAAGGUUGAUUCGCUGCACCCAGAAACAAGUCUCGCAGUGUUAAGUCCGUCAUGAGAGACUAAUGACUGUUUAAGAUAUAGGUUCUCCAUUGGUCAGAAGAGGGGAUGCUGUCCACAACACACUACAACAAAUAAUUUCCAGACACAGUCAGAUCACGUGCAUAGUGCAGAAGAAUUGCAAUAGAGCAAGCCUGAUGGGGGAAAGAUGGGAGCUGGGUAAAGCAUGGUUACUAACUGACUGACUGUUCAUUAUAUAGGAUCUCAAUCUCCAUUGUCUCUGACAGGGUUGGUGGGUUGGUCACGGCACACAAUCAUCAGAGGGCACGGUUGCAUCACGGUUGUCUUACGGUCACAGAGGUUCAUGGUUCGUGGUUCUUCACCCUAUCCACGCCAUCAAUACACACACACAAACACACACACACACACACACAACUCAGCCUUGAUGCUCUGCUCUCCCAACAUUCUACUACAGAGACUAUAGUUCACAAGACAGGAGUGAGGGAGGCGGACAUCUUUUUAAAAAUCUUUUAUGUCUUAAGGUUUGUGUCUUACAGCCAAUCCGCAUUCCUUCUUUAUUACCUUGCCUGCAGUCAGAAGUUUGUCAGCCAUUUUUUAAAACUGUUGUUGACUUGGUUUGUUUACUUCUUUUAUUGGAUACAUUUUAAAAGUGAAAUAUGUUCGAUAGAUUUUUUUAACGACCACUUGUUUGUUUGUUUUUAGGAAAGAAUGUUCUCUGUUUCCCUCUAGAUGGAUAAGUGACGGGAUGCUGUCUGAAGGUUGGGGGUUUGGGGGGUUAAAAAAAAAUAUCUAUAUACAAACUUAGACGAACAACAACUUACAGACACACACAAACCAUGACUACAUCUCCUCUGCCCAGACCAGCAUGUUCACACCUCCAUCCCUACUGCCUGCAUUAUUGUUUGCCACUUGGCCGUAAAUUGUACCCAUUUGUUUUUCUCAGUCGCCCAUGCUAUUUCAAUAUUUAAAUAAACGGAAUUCCAAUAGUAAUAAUUAAUGUGAUAGAGAAAGUAGGAGGGACUGAUUGGGUAAUUUGCCAAUUGAUCGAUGUGUGUUGACCUUCAAGAGGAAAUUGUGGACUAUCUAUAACACUGUGAUAUGAGGCAUUGGGUUCUUUUACUGUUCCUCUGAAACUCUUUUUCUGUUCCAAUGGGUGAUAGGCUAGCUACUCUAUUACAAUGAGAAGCAACUGAGCAUUGAGCAGCCUUGCAUACUCCACAGUGGACAGAGGACACUACAGGUUUGCAAAAGGAGUCUAUUUUAUGGACGUGUGUGGGUGUGGAUGUGUGUGUGGGGGGGGGGGGGCAUGCAUGAGGACUAGUAUCUGUAUGAAGACUUAACAUGACAAAUAUGGACAAUAUCUAAUGUUUGUUUGUUGUAAUAACAUUUCCUCUAUUUUGUUUGUUUGUGUUGACCUAGUCAGUCACAGACAGGGUUGUUGAUAUUUACCUGCUGCUGACUGUAUGUAUACAGUAUGAGAUUACAGCCCAGUUUAAGAUGGUGCUAGUGUUGCAAUACUCAGGUAACUUUCCCAAAAUGUCCAUGUUUUCCAGAAAUCCUGGUGGGAGGAUUCCUAAUUCCCUGCUUAUUCACAUUUUGAUUCCAGGAAUCUUCCAACUGGGAAUUUGGGGAAAAUUACCGGAAUUUUGCAACCCUAGAAGGUACUUGCUUGGUUCAAUGAAUCGCAAACAAACCGCAACGUAAUUACGACGCAAUUAUUACGUAAUUACCGUUUUACCGUUUUAAUUUCUAACUACAGUACCUGCUAAACGGGACUGCAGAAAUUCUUUGUGUUCCUCUGUUUUGAUACACCUGAAGAAUUUACCUGAACAUGGAUUAGAUUAAUUACAGAGUCUUAUUCAUCUUCAGUGCAUAAUAAUAUGAUUUACCUGUUCUCAUGUAUUAUGUGCCUUCCUGUAUGUGACAAUUCUGUUUAAAUUAAACAAAAUAAAAUGUUAUCAACAAACCACUCCAUGA